UGAGCUGAACAUAUAGAGACAGGGGAAGCCGUUCUUUCUAUCCCGAGGAAUGGAGGUCUAUGUGCUGGGGCUGCAAGGGGGUUGGUUGGCCUAGGAGAGAGGGAGAGUGAUGGGGAGAGAGAAGAGAGAGAAAAGAGAGAGAGAGAGAGAGAGAGAGAGAGAGAGAGAGAGAGCGACCCCGGGAGACCGGUGCAGGGAGGGAAGCUGCAGAGGGCCGGCGCUCAGCAGCCCCUGGAUGGCCCGCGAUCGCCCUGUGCCCCUGGCUCCUGGGCAUCCGUGGCCCUGGCCACAGUGCGCACUGGGCAGUUGCUAAAAUCCCGAAGUAGGAAGAGACCCCGGAGGAUGUAAACUCGGGCUGCGGGUGUAGCGGGGGAUUUGUUCAAAGGGAAAGAGAAAAGUCAAUGGCUGAGCUUGCCAGCGGAAAACUUGAAGUCUCCAGGAGCAGCUGGCGCCCCGGGGAGUUCUCCGCAAGCUCAAAGUUUGCGUGGAUCCGCGAGAAGGAGGAGGGAUUCCUAGGGAGGGCUCCGGAAGCGCCAGGACGCGCGCGUGGGACCAGGUUGGGGUCUCCCUGCAGAGCGCAUAGUAUGGCAGUGCCCGGAGACAGGCAGCAGCCCGGCCCGGGAGGGUCGAGUCCAGCCAGGGUGGCCAUCCCCCGCGCGUCCCCUCCAUCCACGCGGGGCUCCCCGGGGCUGCAGCCGCUCCGGCGCUCGCGGCAACUUUCCUCCGCGCUGUGCGCGGGCUCCGUGUCUCUCCUGCUGGCGCUGCUGGUGAGACUGGUCGGCGGGGAGGUCGGAGGGCUGGAGCCCAGUCCAGAGGCGGCGGCGGAGGAGGAGGGAGCGGCCGGCGGAGCCGGAGGGGGCGUCGUCCCGGGCCCUCGGGGAGGUGCUCCCGGGGGCGGUGCAGCGCCCAGCCCCUGGCUGCAACCCGCCGCGCUGCUCCUCAGUCUGCUCUGCGCCUUCUUCUGGAUGGGCUUGUGCCUCCUGCGCGCCGGGGUGCGCCUGCCUCUGGCCGUCGCGCUGCUGGCCGCCUGCUGCGCGGGGGAAGCGCUGCUGCAGCUCGCGCUGGGCGUCGGGGACGCCCGCCUGCCGUCGCUGCCCGCCGCGGGGCUGCUGCUCGGCUGCCUGGCCGCCGCGACAUGGCUGGGGCUGCGGCUGCGGCUGGGCGUCCUCAUGAUCGCCGGGACUAGCGCGCUCAGGACGGUGGCCCUGCUGUCCUUGGAGAGGUUCAAGGUCGCCUGGAGACCUUACCUGGCGUACUUGGCCUGCGUGCUGGGGCUCCUGCUGGCCAGGUACGCCGAGCAGAUCUUGCCGCAGUCCGACAGGGCGGCUCCUCCCCGGGAGCUCUGUGCGUCCCAGCUGAGGAUCAAGGAAGAGAUCCCGGGCCCCAAGAGGAGGAGGCGGUCCAGCUCUGUGGUGGCCGGCGAGAUGUCAGGCUGCAGCAGCAAGUCGCAUCGGAGGACCUCGCUGCCCUGUAUCCCCAGGGAGCAGCUCAUGGGACAUUCGGAGUGGGACCACAAAAGAGGACCACGAGGGUCACAGUCUUCAGGAACCAGCAUCACUGUGGAUAUCGCUGUGAUGGGCGAGGCCCAUGGCCUCAUCACUGACCUCCUGGCAGACCCUUCUCUGCCACCAAACGUGUGCACAUCCUUGAGGGCCGUGAGCAACCUUCUCAGCACGCAGCUCACCUUCCAGGCCAUCCACAAGCCCAGACUGAACCCCACCAUGUGCUUCAGUGAGAACUAUACUUGUUCAGAUUCUGAGGAGAACUUGGAGAAAGAUAAGCUGGCCAUUCCCAAGCGCUUGAGAAGAAGUUUGCCCCCAGGCCUGUUGAGGCGAGUUUCCUCGACUUGGACAACCACCACCUCAGCCACAGGCCUGCCCACCCUGGAGCCUGCACCAGUACGGAGGGACCGCAGUGCCAGCAUGAAACUGCAUGAAGCAUCAUCACCCAGUGCUGUUAAUCCUGAUUCUUGGAAUACCCCAGUAUUGAUGACACUCACCAAGAGCAGAUCCUUCACUUCGUCCUACGCUGUUUCCGCAGCCAACCAUGUAAAGGCUAAAAAGCCAAACCGCCCAGGUGGCCUUGCUAAAAUCUCACCUCUUUCCUCACCCUGCUCCUCACCUCCUCAAGGAACUCCUGUCAGCAGUCCUGUCAGCAAACUUUCUUCAGCACGGUUUCCAGAAUCUUCUGAAACAACUGCCAAGCAAGGCCCAGCUUCUCACAGGGCCUUAACUUAUACCCAGAGUGCCCCUGACCUGUCCCCUCAGAUCCCGCCUCCACCUGUCAUAUGUAGCAGCUGUGGCCGACUUUAUUCGGAAGGGAAUUCUGCUGAUGGACCCCUCCUGGAGAGAAGUGGUCCAGCCACCAGAAAACCGAACAGAACAGAUGACACUGUCCAGGUUACCUCUGACUAUGAGACCAACAACAACAGUGACAGUAGUGACAUUUUGCAGAACGAAGAUGAGGCAGAGUGCCCGGGAGAACCACCGAGGAAAGCAUCGACUUGUGGCACCUACACUCCCGAGUCCAUGAUCUUCCUGGACAAACCAAUUCUUGCUCCAGAACCUCUGGUCAUGGAUAACCUGGACUCAAUUAUGGAACAGUUAAAUACUUGGAAUUUUCCAAUUUUUGAUUUAGUGGAAAAUAUAGGAAGAAAGUGCGGCCGUAUUCUGAGCCAGGUAUCAUACAGACUUUUUGAAGACAUGGGCCUCUUUGAAGCUUUUAAAAUCCCAAUUAGAGAAUUUAUGAAUUAUUUUCAUGCUUUGGAGAUUGGAUACAGGGAUAUUCCUUAUCAUAACAGAAUCCAUGCCACUGAUGUCUUACACGCUGUCUGGUAUCUGACUACGCAGCCGAUUCCCGGUCUCCCAACUGUGAUUAAUGAUCAUGGAUCCACAAGCGACUCUGAUUCUGACAGUGGAUUUACACACGGGCACAUGGGAUAUGUGUUUUCAAAAAUGUACCAUGUUCCAGAUGACAAAUACGGAUGUCUGUCUGGGAACAUCCCUGCCUUAGAGUUGAUGGCCUUGUAUGUUGCUGCGGCCAUGCAUGACUAUGAUCACCCAGGGAGGACAAAUGCGUUCCUGGUGGCCACCAGCGCACCUCAGGCGGUUCUGUACAACGACCGUUCAGUUUUGGAGAAUCAUCAUGCAGCCGCAGCCUGGAACCUUUUCAUGUCCCGGCCAGAGUACAACUUCUUAGUUAACCUUGAUCACGUGGAAUUCAAGCACUUCCGUUUCCUAGUCAUCGAAGCGAUUCUGGCCACUGACCUAAAGAAACACUUUGACUUUGUAGCCAAAUUUAAUGCCAAGGUGAAUGAUGAUGUUGGGAUAGAUUGGAGCAAUGAAAACGAUCGUCUACUGGUUUGUCAAAUGUGUAUAAAGUUGGCUGAUAUUAACGGGCCUGCUAAAUGUAAAGAACUUCAUCUGCAGUGGACAGAGGGCAUUGUCAAUGAAUUCUAUGAGCAGGGUGAUGAAGAGGCCAGCCUUGGUUUGCCCAUAAGCCCCUUCAUGGACCGCUCUGCCCCUCAGCUGGCCAAUCUUCAGGAAUCCUUCAUCUCACAUAUCGUGGGUCCUCUGUGCCACUCCUAUGACUCUGCAGGUCUCAUGCCAGGAAAGUGGGUGGAGGACAGUGACGAGUCAGGAGACACGGACGACCCAGAAGAGGAGGAAGAGGAGGCAGGAGCAGCCAAUGAAGAAACCUGUGAAAACAGGGAGGCUCAGAGAAAGAAAACUUUCAAAAGGAGGAAAGUUUACUGCCAAAUAACUCAGCACCUCCUGCAGAACCACACGAUGUGGAAGAAAGUGAUUGAAGAGGAACAGCGGUUGGCAGGCAUAGAAAGCCAGUCCCUGGACCAGGCACCUCAGCAGCAUUCGGCAGAGGAGAUCCAGGCCAUCAAGGAGGAAGAGGAAGAGCAGGGAAGGCCAAGAGCAGAGGAGAUCCCGGUCCCACAGCCGGGCCUGUGACCGUGGGUAGAGCAAGGUCUGACUGCAGACAGGAUGACUUGUCCCAGACACUUUUCUAAGCCAGCACAACACUUAGACACAACACUGUAGAAAUACCAGAAGAUGGGCAAACCGCAAAGGCGUUUGGGAAUUAUUCACAUUUUGUGUGUUUAUUUUUACAGCGAGGUACAUUGCUGAAGAUUCUUGCUCAAAGAAGCUUUCACUUUGAGACACCAGCUUCUAAGGAAUUUUUUUUUUUUUAGGAAGAAAUAUAUGGUGUGCGUGUGUGUAAAUAUAUAAGUUCCCACAUAGACUCAUGUAAAACAUUCACGCAUACACACUGAAAGCCAGGACCACUGGCUCCACAAUGUAGCAACAUUAAGAUAUAUAGAGGUCACUGUGACAUAAGAAAUCACAAAGGACAGGAAAGUCCUGAGGGAAAUGUGCAGCUUAGCAGGUUAACAAUGCCAGCAAAUGUAGGCUACCAACUAAGAAGCUUGAGGGAUGAAAGCUCCACAGCAUUAUUUGAAUUCUGAUGCAUCCUGCCAACACCAUGUGUAUGUGUGUUUGUAAAGGGAGACAUUCUUGGUUUUAGUUGUUAGUGGAAUCAUUGUAUCAGAUGAUUCAGUAUAUGGAAGGAAGUUCAUUCUAGAGUGUUUUUUUUGAAAGCCAGCACUCCUCCGUUUAGCUCGGGAAGGCUCCUUUGCAGAGAGAGGGCAUCUGUGGGCCACGAUUGGUACUACUGCUGUACACCACUUGGAGACGCUCUACCACCAACCACAUACUUGCAAGACUGAGGCUGCCUGGUCUAUGCCUCAUGAAUGUACAGGAGAUGCUUAUGAGUAUGUGUGUCACUCAUCUAAGAUCAAAUCACCAUGGAAGGGAAUUGGAUUCUUUACAUGUGAACACCGGAGAGGAAAUGGAGUCAGUUCUUUUCAUCAGGUAAGAGUCCUAAAAGGGUGCCAGAAAAGACCCAGGAAACUGCCUUUGCUAACCUGUGUCUUCUUGCUGAAACAAUGUGUUUUAGAAAGAAGGAAGGAAGGAAAGAAAACAAAAGAAAGCAAACCCACUAUGAACUAUACGAGAAGGAAAAAUUGUCAACUGAGUGUCACUGUUUGGAAGUUGACGUAGGAAGAACUUCGCAACUGUUGACUGGAUCUGGGGGUGACUUUUUACGCUGCCUGACAUCCCUGUUGUGAGUUCCAUACAGUGUGGUGGGUAGCAUGGCUCUGGCACUUGGUCCACUGUCCUGCUUACUUUGCAGGAAGGUUAUAGAGGGGUUGUUUGGGGGUAGGCUAUUGUUGAAAGCUGCUUUUUGAAUUGUCUUUUGUUGUUGUUGUUUAUCUACACUUGUUUAUGCUGUGAGCCAAACCGCUAUUUAAAAAGAUACUCACUUUCCACAUUUCAAUUCAUAUUAUUAUAUAUGUCAUGACUAGUUACCGUGAUGUAAAUAUCAAGACUUUUUUGUUUGUUUCUGUAGAUAGUAAACUCUUUUUUUUUUUUAAGAAAAAGGGAAAAGGGAAACAUUUUUAUAGUUAUAUUUUAAUCACCAUUUUUAUACAUUGUAGCUAUCUCCAAGCCCAGUAACAGAGUGAUGAUUCAUUUGCAUGGUGUCUGAGGAGGGUCCAUCAUCUAUCCAUUCUAGUUUGAAUCGUGUAACCUGACACAGUUAAUUUUGCUAUUAAAAUACUGCAGAGACACUUUUUCAGUAGUACCCUUUGCUAAAUGAAUUUGGAGUUUAUUUCCCAGAUAAAAGACUUUAACUAAAUUGUUACAGUUGGUGCCCCUUUCUCUCUAAACCCUGUUGCCUACAAUUCUUCCUUCUGUUCUGUGUAAAUAGGUUUCCAUAGUCUUAGUCCCUAAGAAGACAUGGGUGUUGAUAUCUACUUCUUCACGACCUCAGAAAUCAUAGGAAAGAUUGUUUACAUUCAAAAUUAUUUUGUUUCCUAUACAUGGGUAUCCCACUCUCUCCUUUGAUGUUACAAUGAUCCACAGCAUUUUUCCUCAAUUAGACAAAGAUAAUAAAAUUUAAAAAUGAAACAUGAUUUCAAGAUAGAUUUUCUAGGAAAUAAGAGCACAUAAAGAGGAUAAACAAGGUGCAGAGUCUGCCAACACAACUAGAAUAUUUAUCACGAGGUCUCUGCGGUCACACCAGGUCUUCUCUACCUAACAAGUCCUGAAUCAUUUCCACGUUCUUGGUGUUGCCUAUGCGUCUCUGUUUGCAAAAUCUAUUCUGAAGCAAGUACGCUUCCCCAGUCAAGGUAACUGUUCUCCCUCCCCUGCCAUAAGAACUCCAGGCAAAAGCACCUUCACCCCUCGCAUCUGCAUGAAAGCUCGUUCCCGUCUCUGGAUGUGUCUCUCAAAUACAAGCAGACAAAAAGCUAUGUGUGGAGCGAAUGGAUUAGUACAUCCAAUGCAAAUGUGCAACUGCCAUUUUGUUAAAGCUGCAGAAGCCAAGCCAGGCUGGUUGCAUAGUGGGGAUCUCAGCAAACUGCCUGGUUUGUUUUAAGGUAUAUGAAAUAAUAGGAAUAAGAACGACCAAAGCAAAUUGAACCUCCUUAUUCCUGAAUUGUGUUCAUCCAUCCAGGGAGAUUUAUCUAAGCAUUUUUCUUCUUAGAAAAAAAAAUUGUCCUAUUUUAACCAAAACUCAUCUGAAAUGAAGGGAGAGGUGGAGAGUCAACAACUGUGUGACCUUCAUAUCCACCUGGUACACCUCAAAAGGACAUAGACAUUUCCCAUGAGUGAUGUUGCCCCCGUUCCUGGCAACAGAGAUACUACUGUUUGCCUCCAACCCCAGAGCUUAUUUCCUGUGGUGCCAAUGUGCUUGAUGCAAUUUCCUACAGUUUUAUAUGAGCCUAUAUAGGUGCGAUUAGAUAAACUCAGGUCUCCCAGUGAAGUGGUUUCUACCCACUCAGGGAAAGGAUAGUUUGAUAGAAAGCCAUACAUGUUGGUGGUAGGAGAAAUUGGAAACAGUGACUCUCUGUGGGGUAAAAGCCUAAAUAUAUUCUGCUUGUUACCAGAGUCGUUUUCAACUUGCCAAUGGAAUGCCUUUGCGGUGAUCAAAGCGGGCUGACCUUUUGAAUAUUAUUUCCUUAGUGGAAACACCACUUCAGCUUUUUUUACUUAACUGUAAAAUAAUUUGGUUUUCUUGUCAUUUAUGUAAGAUCUGAUUUUGCUCUCAGUGAAAGCUGAGUUCAGGAGCUUAGUACCAGGGAUUUCUGUUGGUUUCCAUCUGACAGAUGAAGGAAUUUCCUCAUGUUUGACAAUAUCUGCUUUUCUACAAUCAUAAUACCUAGUUCUGUCUGUCCUAUUUUGGUUGAAUUCCAGAACAAAUGCUAACCACGGCAACCCAGUAAUACUAAAGAAAAGGAAUUGGAAAUCAUGCAUACUGUUCAUUAGAUGUAUGUAUUUGCAAUUUUCCUAUGUCUUCUGCCUUUCUUUCCCAGAGAACUUUCUUGAAGAUAAAAGAUGUGCAAAAGGCAUGAGACUCAGGCCUAUUCUUUGUUUAAAUGAUGGAGAAAUAUAAAUUAUUUUCUAAGUAAUAAAAAUAUGAAAAAAUACCAUUGUAAAUAAAGUCUAAAGCUUGAUUUGACUGCUUUAUAAAAGCGAAAUAUUUGUGUGGUGAGCAACUCCUAAUGAGAAUGGAGUGAUCUAAAACUCAUGUAUAUUCUGCUUUGGGAAGUAGACCUGGUGCUUCCAGGAAAUGGGCACCUCUACUCUCCGCCUCACAUAUGAAAUCCCUUAACAUAAUAGUGAAAACUGUGAUCCGGAUCUCGUUAUCCCUCUCCUCUUCCUAAUCCUGGUUCCAUUAAAUGCCGUUCCUGAUUUUUGUGCCAUUUGCAAUUAAACUGCCUUUUCAGCUGGCUGAAAGGUACUACAGUGUUCUGUGGACUUCUACAGACUAAAUCAAGGGUCCCUUUAUUCUUCAGGCCAUCCCUAAUGUGUAUAGGGACCAAAAAAAAAAAAAAAGGACAGCAAAACUUUGGAUGCCAAUAGCUCAGCCCGAGAUAAUUAAAUGCCAAAAUAACCAUGUGCUUUGAAGCUGAAAUUAUCUUCUUGAAUUAUCUUGCCUUGUAAGCAAUGAAAUAUUUUAAGAUCAUUGUUCUAGGUCAUUUGUUUCAUGAAUUUAUGAAAGAAAACUAUGCACCUGCUGAUACUGUUGGUGCCUCUUUAAACCCAUUCAAAGCAAAUUCAAAUUAAAGCAAGGUCCCAGAAUGAAAUUAUUCUUGGAAUGUCUAAUCAAGGAGAAAUUUGUGUUCCUGUACUCAUGUCACCUCAGUUUGUUCCUCCAGAAAACAUUCAGGUUCUUUUUGGAAAUUAAAUUAGUAAUGACUUAAGCUAUUGGCUCCGAGUUAGUCAAACCACAAAUUGUGAUUUAGAUACUUUACAUUGAGAUCUGCAUAAGUAUUUGUACCACACAGUGAACAUUAUCAUCGAACAAGAACUAUUUAUGUAUUACAAAAACUGUUAAAAUACUACUGCUUUUUGCCUCAUCUGGAAAAUGGUCUUUAGGUUGACAGUAUUAUCCUAACAGCUGGUUAAAAAUGGUGACAAAGAUAUUCCAACUUUUGUGUGUGAAUAUGCAAAAUAAGGCUACAGACGCAAAUGAAAUUGGGGGAACUCCAUCUGCUAAUUCAAAAGAAAAUAUUUAUCCCUCAGUUAUUUUAAUGUAAGCAGGAGAAACAAAAUUAGCUUUUGAGCUGAAGACUAUAUGAUUUCACAUCUCCUGUCUAAAGAUACAUGGUGUUCUCAAGAUGAAUUGCAUUAUCAUGUGUUGGCACUAUUGGAUCUAUUCUUCUGAAGGGUUGGGGCACACUGAGGAAAAGCCAAGCAUCCUCCAUAUGAGUAAGAAAUUCUCAUCGUGACUCUGUAUAGACUCAUUUCCUUAUUUGACAUUAAAACCUAGUUCUUUAAUCAUGAAAAUAACGAUGUCAUCUUUGUAUGCUACACUGUCAGGAACACUUACAUUGGAUUUGAUUUUUUUUCCCUUGAGCCCUCACUAUCUUAAGAUUUCUGUUAGAUUAAAAUGAAACCCAUAAACCAAAGCUUCCUAGUUCCCAGAUGCUCAUAUUUUGACACAGAGCUAACAUCCUUAAGAAAAAACUUCCAAGAUUUAAUGAUUAAUGAUUUUUCUAUGCGUCUCAUAGGGGUAUUCAAUAAGUACACAAGUUAGACAAAAGUACAUUACCACCAAGAACUUCAUUUUCCAAAUCCAGUCUGAGUUCUAUUAAUGCAAAGAAAUUACCCAGCAAUUUAUCAUUCUUAGGACACUGUAAAUAAAUGAUUUGUAUCAUAGAUAUUACAUGCUAAAUUUUAAUACUUUUAGAAACUAAAAUUCCUCCAUACUAAGAAAAUUAAACUUUUAAUUUUGACUCACAGAUGAAGUACCAGUCAUGGGUAAACCCCCCGCCCCACACUGCGUUCAUCUGUCUAGUGUGACCAAAUGGUAGGGUAGACUAUGAGAUUCAUCCAUAGAAAAGUAUGGGUAGAGCCUUCGUGUUUGAAGAUGUCAGUUUCAUUGAAUGUUUUUCUUUUAACUGAAAUUCUUCCUUCUUAGAAGAAACAAGAAAAAAAUAAUAAGCCCCGCUCAUGGGACAAAGCAUCUCCCCAAUUUCACUUCUAAUUCGGUAUUGGUAAAGACAACAUAACCAGAAAUUCUUUGUUGUAACAAGGAAAGAGGACGUUUCUGAUGCCAAAUUCUAAGUUACCCACUGUUUUCAUGAUGAAGCCCAUGGUUCUAAGAAGCAAGAAACCAAAAGGCAGACUGAGCGAACACUACGUAAAACCUGACGCACAGCCUGACACCAUCCAUCCUCAUUACAAACCGACUUAGUUAUUUGCUCUGGAUUGAAAUGACACACUGAGCUCAAAAUUAAUCCCUGACUUAAUUAACAAGCACUUAUACUGAUUUCUGAAUGUGAAUUUCCCAUAGCACUUGAAAACUGUUGCAGAGAAGCAAUUGUGCUCAUAAUUUUAUUCCCUGUAUAUGACAAUAUUUAGAUGUUUAGUGUGAAAUCAAGAAUCACUUUUUUAAAUGCCUUCUUUGUGUAUAUAACCCACCGGCUGAUAGAACUUCCCAUCACCUCCCUUUUAAAAUUUUCCAAUUUGUUAUUUUUUGGACUCAGAAACUCAAUAUUAUAUCAAGACAUUUCAUCAUUGCUAUUUAUAAGCAUAAUCCGGUACUAUAGUGUUGCUGUCAUUUAAAAAAAUGGCCCUUCCGUAUCUAUAUACUACAUGCUAACGGGGUUUUGAUGACUUGACUUUUAAUCUAUAUUUAUUCGCUACUUUAAAAUCACAACUUUUGAAUACUCUGUGUAAACUAUUGCAUGGGAUUUUUAAUGUUCUACGUUUGCUUAUUUUUUUCAUGUAUGAAUGUCAAUUGAUGAGUUCAUAUGUUCUCACGGAAUACAAACCAUUGUUUUGCACCAACAAGACCCAUCUGUGAGCUGUUGGAAAUAAAAAUCACUCAGCCCACAUUCCCUUGUAGCUCUUCCUAGAGAUUUUUAUUAUGCUAAUCACAAAAUGAAAAUUGGUGCUUUUGUAAACAUUGUGCGCCCUCAAUGCAAAAUAAUGGAAUAAAGAUUCUCUUUAUCUUUCUAUAAUGAUGUUAGGAUACAUAACUCAAAGAACUUUAACCUGAAUCUACAGUAGGUUUGGGUUGGCAUGAUUAAUCCAAUAUGUUGUUUCUUGUAAAAAUAUGUUCUAAUUCCUAAUGGAGUGGUUGUUUGGCUCUGUCAUCAUUUCUUCCUGAAAAAGAAAAAUGUCACUGGAUAGUUUUCUAAAUAGCAAUUCUGAACAUUUAACCCUGCAUAAUAUAUAUAAACCAGAGACUAUGGGAUCAAUUUAAUUUAGUGUUCCUAAAAAAGCAAUAUUUUCAAACAACUGCCAACCAAAGUGGUCCAGAGACGGCACCAUUUGUAUAUGAGAAUUUUUAACAAUGUUUUUCUUACCACGCUCAGCAAAUCCAAAUAUGUUCAUUAAUUAGUAACAUUUCCAAAUGUAUUCAUUUUUAGAGACAGAAGCGUGAGACUUAGAACCUAAAUGUGCAUUUUGCAAUUGAAAUAAAUAUGUUCCUUUCACCCAUAUCUUGCACUUGACAUAUGUAGCAAUAGUUAGUAUCAUUCCACUGCAAGUAUUUAAAUGACACAGUUAAUGGCUGAUAAAAGUUUUGUAAAAAGUAGAAUCUGUACAGAAAAUAUUAAACUGUAUUUAUUUUUAUUGGUUUUGUUUUUUUUUUAGCGUAGACACUAUAUUGAUAUUCCCUUUUUGCCAGAAUUACUGGAAGUGCCUCUUGGUUUUAUAUAUUUACAUAUAUUCAAAAUUAUUAUAAUUGUGUCAUAGCUGAUCAAUGUGGAUGUUACAGUGUGAAGACAAUGUGUAAUAUAAAAAUGAUUCUGUGGUA
Nannospalax galili (Upper Galilee mountains blind mole rat) is the source of this 11343-nucleotide messenger RNA. It is a transcript of the gene Pde3a, whose product is annotated as phosphodiesterase 3A. Gene Ontology annotation, biological process: oocyte maturation; positive regulation of oocyte development. Gene Ontology annotation, cellular component: cytosol. The transcript is spliced from 16 exons. The record is from RefSeq and is a predicted model, not a curated record. Gene Ontology annotation, molecular function: 3',5'-cyclic-AMP phosphodiesterase activity. Lineage: Eukaryota; Metazoa; Chordata; Mammalia; Rodentia; Spalacidae. The coding region runs from base 402 to 3962 and encodes 1186 amino acids.